Messenger RNA from Poecilia reticulata (guppy), 1949 nucleotides. The record is from RefSeq and is a predicted model, not a curated record. NCBI's taxonomy places the organism in Eukaryota, Metazoa, Chordata, Actinopteri, Cyprinodontiformes, Poeciliidae.
AUGCUUCUGUUGUCCUCCCGUCUGUCCCCAGCAGACACGGCGUCCUGCGGCGGCGACUCUUCGGACAGCGACGGCGAGCUGCUGGGUCGGUACCAGGAGGCAGUGGGCCGCUCCCAGGGCCUCAGAGGAGCAGCAGGGACCACGGGUGGCGCCAGGCCCCGGGGGGGCUUCAGGUGGGAGAGCCGGCAGAACUACAGAGCCCUGACCGGAGACGGCUACAGCAGCGAGGCCUCGGCGGACGAUGCCAACUGCAUCCAGAGGAUGAGGAGAACGCCGCCGCUGGACGAGCUGCAGCCGCCUCCCUACCAGGACGAGAACGGCUCUCCCAGGAUGUCCUGCACACUGUCGGACCUGGGCGACGCCAAGUGCGACCUGUCCCAGACCAGCGGCAGUCCUCACCUGUCCUUUGGGAAGUGCCUGAGCGAGGGCAGCGACGGCCAGGAGAGCGAAGGCUACCUGAACAAAGGCUACGAAGAGGACGCCCCCAGCGACAGCACUGCCGUCCUCAGCCCUGAGGACACGUCGGCCCGCGGGUCGGCUGCACGCUUCCCAAAAGGCUACGAACCCGAUGCCCUUUCCAAGUACGGCACCCUGGAUGUGGUGUUUGACUACGACUCGGAGGAGCAGCAGCUGACCGUGACCAUCAUGGCGGUGACCGACCUGCCCUCCAUCAAACACACAGGAAACUUCUCCUGGCAGGUGCACCUGGUGCUGCUGCCCACCAAGAAGCAGAGGGCCAAGACAGGCGUCCAGCGAGGGCCCGGCCCCGUCUUCACCGAGACCUUCCGCUUCAGCCACGUGGAGACGGAGAUGAUCGGCAACUACGCCGUCCGCUUCCGCCUCUACAGCAUCCGACGCAUGAAGAAGGAGAAGGUGUUCGGAGAAAAGGUCUUCUACCUCACCAAGCUCAACCUCCAGGGCAAAAUGUCUGUGCCGGUCAUCCUGGAUCCAUGCUGCAGUCUCCCGGGUGGGGAGUCCCAGGUCAGCCUGUCUGACCUGACGUGCAGCGACAGCGCUUCGUCCUUCCUGUCCGUCAGCCAGACCUCGGCUCCGGAGAUCCUGGUGGGCCUGGUGUACAACGCCACCACCGGCCGCCUCUCCGUAGAAAUCAUCAAAGGCAUCCACUUCAAAAACCUGGCCGCCAACAAGCCACCCAACGGGCUGUUCUGUUGUCUCAAACACUUGGUAGGCGGACAGGUUUAUAUAAUCAGAGGUGAGUCUGCGCCGCCCGCUCUGCCUUUCUCUGCCUUCAUGGAUGCAGUGCAGACGUUUCACUGGAAUCAUAUUUUCACUGCAUGCAGUUGGAUGGGAUCUGGCCCUUUGUCUUUCACAUAGAACUAAACGGAGUAAAAGUAGAAAUACAAAUAUUAGUUUCUACCUAAAGCUUCAGCUUCAAACAUAUGAAAGUUGAACCAGCGUUGAGUUUUUAUGUUUGUUUAUUCUGCACUCUGAUAUUUACAUGAAAUGACUAAAGAUAACAGUUUGAUUGACAAAUGAAAUAUUUUCUGUUCAACAAAAUUAGUCCUAUAGCUUUUUUUAUUAUUUGAUUUAAAUAAUUAGUUGGAACCAAGAAGCAGAAAGGAAACACUUUUUCAAUAAAAUACAAACUGUUAGCCGACAUUAGCUUAGCUUAAUUUGUCUAAUUUUAUAUUGAUAAGAGUAUUGAUAAUCCAAAAUAAACAUAAAAGCUGAAGUGUGAUUGGAGCUGAAGGUGACAGGCUGAAUGUCAGCAGCUCAUCCAUGAAGACGUUUCCUCGUUGUGAAGCUGGUGUCUGCAUGAAUCCCUCCCUCCGUUUCUGCCUGAUUGUCUUCAACCGUUUCUCUCUGAGAAAUUCACAUUUUCAUCCGGUUCCAGGAUUCACUCUGGACUAUUUCAUAAUAUACAUAAAAUAAGUCGUUUUAUUACUUAUGUCACAUUUUUGACUAGAUUAAUAUAAAAAUAUAUUUCA